AAGUUGCAGACCGGAAAUUGGAAAAUUAGGGCAAGAUGGCAAAUUCGAAAAUUCAAACACCGGCGUAUCCAAGUGCAGCAAAACUUGCUGAUUCGGAUUGUUAUCCUCAAUACACUGCUUCGCUCAAAUGUUUGGAACAGUUUAGCUCUGAGAAGAGCAAAUGCCAAGAACAUUUUGAUGUUUACAAGGAAUGCAAGAAAAAGGAGAGGGAAGCUCGGCUGGAGCGCAAUCGAAGUCGAUCUUUAUUCUCAUGAGUCAUAAGAGAUUGAAGUUUAUAGUGCUAUCAUUAUGAACUAUUUAUAAGGCUAAUCACACUUUCAUGUAACUUAUUCCAAGAAGCAACUACAAUGUAGAUCCUUCAUGUUAGAAUCAAUGUGAUUGUGU
This is a messenger RNA of Solanum verrucosum, 384 nucleotides long. Its product is annotated as cytochrome c oxidase-assembly factor COX23, mitochondrial. The coding region runs from base 36 to 254 and encodes 72 amino acids. The transcript has 3 exons. The record is from RefSeq and is a predicted model, not a curated record. Lineage: Eukaryota; Viridiplantae; Streptophyta; Magnoliopsida; Solanales; Solanaceae.